Molecule: messenger RNA, 168 nt
Organism: Ambispora gerdemannii
Lineage: Eukaryota; Fungi; Glomeromycota; Glomeromycetes; Archaeosporales; Ambisporaceae
Source: the annotation of a GenBank genome assembly
AUGGAAAGUUCCCAAAAAGAAAACUUUAUUCCUUAUCCUUGCCAAGAUUGGUUAGGAAUUACCCUAGAAUUAAUUCAAAAAUUUGUUAGGAAGUUAGAAAUUGAAGGUCCUUUUAUUCCGGAAGGUCGCAAAGACGAUAAAGAAUUCUUUAAAUAUGAGCCAGCCUGA